ACUAAAUGAGCUUAUCAGCUGCUGUAUGCGCUGUGAGCAGUAUUGCAAGCAGUAUUCCUUGCUGUGAGCUGUGACACCAGUAAGUGGUAGUACUGAUUGUACUUAUUCCUUCAUUCGAUUCUUGUAUGGGUUUUUGUGCAUACCCUAUGCGGGAUUAGAACUGUUUUCUAGUAGUUUAGCACGCGGUGAUUCCCACCAAAACCGUUUGUAUUGGCAUGCACAUGGAACUAUAUCGGCAUGCACAUGGAACAAAUCAUACGGUUGUCUUCAUGGCAGGAUAACAAGGUACUUAUAUUCAUGUCGGUAUAACUUGCUAUGCAUUGCUGCAUUGGUGUGUAUUACGGGACGCGGCAGCGGGCUCAAGGGGUUCACGAAAACCACAAAACAGUAUACUCGCACUGCAGCUUGCUAUACAGCUUGCACUGAAGCUUGCUGUACAGCUUGCACUGAAGCUUGCUUGCUCCCUGCACUAAUUCAAUACUGCUCCUAAUUCAACCAUACGAGUUAAACAAUGCUUAAGAAAACCAACCAUUUAUUCACUGGACCAUGAGGGACUGGACAAUGAGGGGAGGCGUGGUGUCGAACAGUAAGUGUGUCGAAUGAGGGGAGGCGUGGUGAGGGGAGGCGUGGUGUUGAACGGUAAGUGUCGAACGGUAAGUGUCGAACGGUAAGUGUGUCGACGGUCGACUGCGGAUGUCAACUAUACUAAUUCAUUUGCUAACUACAUUCAUUUCCUAAUUACAUUCCUUUCUAAACAACUAAACGGUGAACAAGAACUAAACGAUCGACCAUGGGAUUCACCCAAAGAUGUCAUUCCCAUGGGGGGAUAUGUCCCGUCCUAAAUGGAAGAAACCCCCCGCAAGAUCGUUCUUCUUGUACGGUUCUUCCGGAUCAGUUGCUGCUGGCGUCCUCAUGAAGGUCGACAGGAUCUGGUUGUGUCCUACUGUGCUGCAUUGGUAGUUGUAGAGGUUGACCAACAAGUUCAUGAUAAUCUUCCUGUCUCCAAGCUCCUCCAAGAACAUCCUGUCCUUGAUUCUUGGAAACUGUCCUUGAAUCAUCCUCAUWCCCCACUCCGACAUCUGCCUCAGGGACCUUGCAUCCCUAUUGAUCAGGAGAAGAUCUUCCUGUUUGGGAUCCUGCUGUGAGCUUUUGAUGAGGAUAUGCUCCUUUUCUUUCAAGGCAAAGGCUGAAUCCACCACAACCUUUGCAUUGGACUGGCCGUGGACCUCUUCAAUCCUGUCAUAGACGCCAUGGUCGGCAAUGGCGCUGUCAUGCCACGCGCCUGGACARUUGAAGACUGCAAUCCUGAUUCUACCAUCCGGUGCAAAGACAAACACACUGUUGACAAAGGUGUUCUCCUUCCAGGCAUUGUAGAAUGCUCUUUGUUUAAACCAGUCUUCUGAAGCUUCAAUGGCACUCUUGAGACCAUCAGCAGUGGCCCAGACCCUUUUUUCACCAAGCCUUGGAUACUUCUCUCCAAUUGCAUUAACAUAAGCAUUGACUUCUUCCUCUGUUGGGACAUUCACCAUGGCCUCUGGAUCCUUGUGAAGAGCAACAAGCAUCACUCUCCUUGAAAACUUGAGCCACUUAUACAUCACUGUGGAUGUUAAGCCAAAGGCCAUUGCCAUCGACCUUGCAACAGAUCCUCUUGUCCUGUACCAGUAAAGGACAAGCCCUAUUGCACAGACUGCAUCAACCUCUCUCUUUUUCCCCACGGGCUUUCCGCUGGGGAAACAAGGAACUUCCACUAUUUCAUUGGUGUCCCUGUCGACAGUAUACUUGUUCCAUAGUGGAGCAAACAAAUCAACAAGCUCCCUGAAGACCUUGUGGUCGACACCACAGCAGUUUAGGAGAGCUUGGUCAUCCCCUGAGUGGAACAAGUACAGGAAAGGGGAAUUAGUGUAUCUCCUGAUUGCAAUCCUUGGGGUUCUCCUGUCUCUCUUACGACGCUCCUCAGGAGACAGCUUUUGCUUGUAACUUUGGUUAUUCAGGUGGAUAUACCAGUACAUCGUGAUCACUUCCACUAUUCCCAUUGUAAAUGCGUUCGAUGAAACCUUCCUUCUUGCUGGGAGGAAACUGUUGUCUUUUAGUGUGUUUGUCGGCUUGUCGGCUUGUUGAUACUAGUAGCAACUAGUAGCGUGAGAAAUGAACAUAUUUUCUGAUGAAAAGAAAAUAAUGUGAACAGAAAAUGUGUUCAUUUCUUACUCUAUUGCUGGUGUUGAAUAUCGAAAUUUGCAUGUUGUUCUUACUCUAUUGUUGAAUAUCGAAAUUUUCAUGUUUUACUAUGAACCAUGGCGCGCGUUUCAGUCUUUUUAGUCUUUACGUUGAAAAAUACUUAAGAUUCCAAAUUCCCUUACAAACUGGCAUCGAGCUGGCAUCCUCUCAGUCUGUCCGUUGAUUGUCUUGAUUCCCGUUACUCCAGAUCCCUAGAUUUAGAGUUUUAGAGAUCUAGAGCAACGGGAAUGACCCAUUAUGAAAUUAACGAUGGGAACCACUUUCUUUCUUUGUACCGCGAGUUAUGACAUCAGGACAUCAUUCCUCGGUAACACCACACUCGCACUCUUGACGCCCAGAAUAUAACGUAUGCGCAUCCUACUUCUCUCCCUGAUUCUCCAGCAAGUACUCACUCGCUUACCGAUGCUAUACGGGCUUACUGCUGCGUUGCCAUCACGGUUAUUUUCAUCUUCUUCUUCUUCUUCGCCGCGGUUCUAUUCGUCUCUGUCUCCGGUGGCGAAAACAGUAUCGAAUCCGUUCUUGCGUUCGCAUUCCUGUUCGCACUCGGGCAUCCACUCUCGCUUUCCGUUAUCUGCAAGCUCAGCAAAAGGCCAAAGAAUUGUCAGGAACAUGUCUUCUUCGUCGGAAACAACCACCACGACGACAACAACAUCCCGGUACUGGAACCGGGAGGCAUUCGCUUCGUCGUCGUCCCCCUCCUCCUUCGAGGAACAAGCUCCCGUCCGAGAGGCCCGCAUCGUCUCGCUGUCUUUUCCCGGCGAUCCCAACAACGCCCCCCUCGAGAGCGAGACCUCGUCCCAGCUGCCCCCCGGGGCGCGCCUGCUCCAGGUUGGCGGAACACUCGCCGAUCUCGACCUCGAGGCCCUCCGGAAAGAACAAGCCAACGUGGCCUUUGUGAGCCCCGGGGUCACCCGUGAAACCCUCGCUGGCCUGAUUGAAGGUAUUCCCUCGCUGGAAUGGAUCCAUUGCCGAUCGGCGGGAAUCGACGUCCUGACGUCGGAGACCCUUUCGAACUCGCCGGACGAGCUGGUCAUGACCAACGCCAAGGGCGCCUUUUCGUCGACCCUGGCGGAGUACACCAUGCUGGCCAUUUCCUACUUUGCCAAGGACCUCCCCCGGCUCCUCCGAAACAAGAGGGAGGGGAACUGGGAAAAGUACAGCGUCCUCGAAAUCCGUGGCGCCACGCUGGGCAUCGUCGGAUACGGGGACAUCGGGCGUGCCGCGGCCAGGCUUGCCAAGGCCUACGGGAUGAGGGUCGUGGCGCUCCGACGCAACGUUCCGGCACCGGAGGCCAUCGCCGCCGAUCCCCUCUGUGAUGCCGUCUACGGCGACGGCAGCGAGAACCUGAACCGCCUGUUCGGCGAGUCGGACUACGUGCUGUGCAGCCUGCCGCUGACGGAGGCCACCCACAAGAUGAUCGGAAAGGACCAGUUCGACCACGCGAAAAAAGAGGGCUGCGUCUUCAUCAACGUUGGGCGGGGUCCCAUCGUCGACGAGGAAGCCCUCGUUGAGGCCCUCAAGGACGGCAGGCUCAAGGGGGCUGGUCUAGACGUCUUUACCAAGGAGCCCCUCGACGAAGACAGCGAGUUGUGGAAUCUCGACAAUGUGCUGCUGAGUCCGUGAGUGUGAUGUGCAAACUUAGAAACAGAGCGAACCGAUGCUGUGAUGUUGACGAUCUCGUCGCUCAUACUGUUUUUUUCUCCUUUGCAAACUCGCCGUGCUGUUGUGCAAACUACGACGAAAUGCUACUGAAAAAUAUCCAUAGACACAACAUGGACCAGACCGCUACGUUCAUGUUAGAAAGCACGCAGUUCUUUGUGAAUGAAAAUCUACCGAGAUUUAUUUGCGGUCAAGCACUGCUAAAUCCAGUCGACAAGAAGGCUGGAUACUAAACAGGUCUAGUCUGAAACAGCUGCCGUUCGUGCUCGUUCAUGUAGUGAAACGUAACAAUUAG
Messenger RNA from Pseudo-nitzschia multistriata, 4189 nucleotides. The record is from the annotation of a GenBank genome assembly. NCBI's taxonomy places the organism in Eukaryota, Bacillariophyta, Bacillariophyceae, Bacillariales, Bacillariaceae.